AUGUCUGCGACAGCGGCUGGGACGAAGCGCAAGGAGCGCGACUUUGAGGCCGACGUGGUGGUGGGGGGAGGAGAAGAAACCAACAUCAAUGUCGUGGUGAGGUGUCGUGGCCGCAGCCAGCGAGAGGUCAAGGAGAACAGCGCCGUGGUAGUCAACUCGGACGGCGUCAAGGGCCAGAUGAUUGAGCUCUCCAUGGGGGCGAACGCGCUGAGCAACAAGACAUAUAGCUUCGAUCGCGUGUUUUCGCCGGCGGCUGACCAGGCCAUGGUGUUUGACGAUACGGUGAAGCCUAUUUUGGAAGAGAUGCUUGCCGGUUAUAAUUGUACGAUAUUCGCCUACGGACAGACAGGAACAGGCAAGACAUACACAAUGUCGGGAGAUAUGUCAGAUACACUCGGUAUGCUUUCUGACGAAGCCGGUAUUAUUCCUCGCGUGCUACAGCAGCUCUUCAACAAACUCGAGGUCGAGGGGAGCGACAGCUGCGUCAAAUGCUCAUUCAUUGAGCUCUACAACGAAGAGCUCCGAGACUUGCUCUCCACCGACGAGAGCGCAAAGCUAAAGAUUUACGAUGACGCCUCAAGAAAAGGCCAUGCAACUACACUCGUCCAAGGCAUGGAGGAAAAACAUAUCAAGAACGCUGCCGAGGGAAUCAAGGUGCUUCAGGAGGGCAGCUUGAAACGUCAGGUGGCGGCGACCAAGUGCAACGACCUAAGUUCUCGAGGCCAUACCAUCUUUACGAUUACAGCAUAUGUUAAGAAAACGAACGAACAGGGCGCAGAGGAGCUUGUUAGCGCGGGGAAACUGAAUCUGGUGGAUCUAGCCGGCAGUGAAAAUAUCCAGAGAUCAGGCGCUGAGAACAAGCGGGCAGUGGAGGCCGGCUUGAUCAACAAAUCACUACUCACUCUUGGGCGGGUCAUCAACGCUUUGGUGGAUCGCAGCCCCCAUAUUCCGUAUCGAGAGUCCAAGUUGACCCGUCUUUUACAAGAUUCGCUUGGUGGUCGAACAAAAACUUGCAUUAUUGCCACCAUUUCUCCUUCGAAAAGCAACCUCGAAGAAACGAUAUCUACGCUUGAAUAUGCUUUUCGUGCCAAGAAUAUCCGCAACAAGCCUCAGCUUCAUAUGAUUACAAAGAAAAUGCUUCUCAGAGAUUUCACCGUCGAGAUUGAGAAACUGAAGAGCGAACUAAUAUCAACACGGCAACGCAACGGAGUUUACCUUUCAAACGACAUGUACGAGGAGAUGACGGCGCAAAGUGAAUCAAGGCGGAUAGUGAUGGAGGAACAAAGUGCGCGACUGGAGACACUCGAGACAAACCUACGAAACAAAGUCCAAGAGCUCUUUUCCCUCAACAUCUCAUUUAUGGGCAUGAAGAAAGAAAAUGAGGCAACUAAGACGCAAUUGGAAGAUACACAGGGUGUUCUGGACCAAACCGAUAUCAUCCUCGCAGCGACGCGGAAGACGUUGGCAGAGGAGACUGAGCUUCGCAAGGCUCACGAGGAGACCGAAGAGAGACUGACAGAAAUUGGUAGUGCUCUGAUUGACAAGCUGCAGAAGACAGUAAAAGAUGUCAAGGGCCUUCAUGCAAAGAAUAAGCGUAAAUCAGACCUGCAUUUGCUAAAUCGAACGGCUUGGAGCUCGUCUCAGUCCCAAGUUGCUGAGAUAACGUCAAUGGUGGAAAGACGCAUCCGUAUGUUCCAAAAGGAGCAGCAAGAGCAAAUCCUGGGCGUAUCAAAAAGGAUGGAAGUGUUUGUUGACGAAGAGCUGCAGAAGGUUUCAGCUACACAGGCUUUCUUGGAAGAGAAUCUUGACACUUUUGCAGAGUCCAAGAGGCAACUUUUGGAGCAGAAGCAAAAGUCCAAGGACGACAUGGAUGAGGUGCUGGAAGAAAUCAAAGAGAUCCGCGACAAUGUCAAGGAGAGAGUUAGCGAAAGUCUUCAGGCUAUCGCACAUGCUGCAGAGAAAAUUGCUGGAGACGUAUUGAGUGAGAUGGCCGACUUUCAUGGUCAGCUUCACACUUCAUAUAGCUCCCUGGGCAAGGAUUUCAAGUCCAUUUUCGAAGAACUCGUCCGACACAUCACCACCCAACGCCUCGAAUCCGACAAUCUAAGGCGACAACUGCAGAGCGCUACGAACACCAUUAUGCUGCAAAAUGCGAAUAUCUCUACACGCAUGCAAGAGGCAUUGGAAGAGGAGAGACGAGUGGCGGCUGAAGAACGUCAAAAACUCCUAACGCAAAUCUCAGCAUUGAUAACUACUCAGGCUGAAGCGCAGGAGAGCCGAUUCGCAGAGAGGACUUCGCAGGUCCAAAAGAACAUGACCGAUUACAACGCAUCUCUCGAAGGGGCCAUUUCUCAGUAUGGCCAAGGUAUGGAUUCCUGGGACGAAAAGGAAGGCGAGCUGCUGGAAGAGGUCAAGAAGUCGCGUGAGCAGCUAAAGACAAAGCUGAAGGACGACUGGAACGCGGCAGAAGACCGCAGUAAUGCUAUCCGAACCACGGCCAACCAAGUACAUGCCGAGACCGUACGGGUCGUAGGGGCUCAGAUUGACGAUUUGGAUAUCCAGAUGGAGGCCAUGGACGACUUUGUGGCUCGUGCGAAGUCUGAGAGCGGCACUCAUCACGAAACGCAUGUACAAGCUUUCCAGUCUCUGACUAAUACAGUCGAUCAGUCUUUCAGCAACAUUUCUACUCACUUCAAAACCACCUUUGAUCGUGUCAAGAAUCUCGGCGAGGGCAUGGAGCUCGAUACUAGCGAUCUACGCGAUGGCCUUGAGCCCCUCACGUCUCAAAUAUGCCAGCCUCUAGCGAGCCUGCGGGAACAAGUUGGUAAAACAGCACUACAGGAUUAUCGACCAACUGGAGAAACUCCUCAGAAAGCACAAUAUCAGUUUCCCACGAGCCUGCCUCGUACUGAAGCACCCGACCUCAUUUUCUCCAAGACUGGCGAAGAAACUCCUGACGAGGCUUCCACUGAGGCAGAUGACAGCAGGAAUACUAUCGUCUUUGCCGACUUGGAUGCCUCCGAAAAGAUGAGCUCACCAACGCCGUCAUCAGCCGAUAGCCUCUCAGAUAGGAUCGCAAGGCUACGUGAAGUCAACCCCAACGUAUCGACAAGCCACACUACCAGCGCCAUCAACUUUGAACCUGGCUCAAGCCUCAUGUCUGCCGCCUCAGAUCACACUAUGCCGCUGUUUAAGCGCAGCAACCGUUCUACGCGAACGAGCCUCAGGAAGCACGAUUUGCUUGGCGAAGGCCGCGAGAAUUUACCCCUGACGGCCUUAUCAGAGGCUAGGAGAAAGAGCCCGCGGAUGAGUUAG
Molecule: messenger RNA, 3315 nt
Organism: Trichoderma asperellum CBS 433.97
Lineage: Eukaryota; Fungi; Ascomycota; Sordariomycetes; Hypocreales; Hypocreaceae
Biological process (GO): spindle elongation; initial mitotic spindle pole body separation; mitotic spindle assembly
Cellular component (GO): mitotic spindle; nucleus; spindle microtubule
Molecular function (GO): plus-end-directed microtubule motor activity; ATP binding; microtubule binding
Source: RefSeq, a predicted model, not a curated record